CAUCAUGAUAUUGGAGAAUUGGCACAAGAUUGUUUGAUCAAGGAGGUUGAUUUCAAGGCGUCAACUGUUGUAGAAAUCGGAAGUCUGCAGCCAAAAACAAACUAUUCCUUCGAAAUAUUCUUGGAAAACGUGCAUUUUCAGUCUCAAUUUGGCCCUGGAACUGUUUUUCAUUACAAAACAAUAGGAUUCAGGCCACAUAAACUCGACCCACCUGUUGUGCUAAAACAAGGUUCCACGGGUUUCACUAUUGUUCGUUGGGAAGCCGUGAAAACACCUGUUGCGGCUCAAAGUGAUUCAGAAAUUGUUUCAAACAAAUACAUUUUGGAGGGCAAACGAAGUUCUUCGCCGGGAUUCCACUGGACUGUGAUUUACAAAGGCUCAGAGACUUCGUACAAUUUCACGCACCAACGCGAAGCGAGGAACCUCGGAACCAUCGUCAACGACACCACCAGCACCAUCAAGGACACCACAAGUGGCACCAUCAUCACGUCGGAAAACGAUCAAAAGUGGGUGUUCAGAGUUGCCGCCGAAAAUGAAUUCGGGCUCGGGGAAUUCAGUGAGCCGAGCAAGUCCUUGUUGGAUGCUGAACCGUUGGCAAUGCUGACGGAAACUGCGGAAUUGGCAGUUGUGGUCGGCGCUGCUUGUUUGGCAGUUGUCAUAAUUGCAUUGGCUGCUUACGGAUGUCUUUUAGUGAAAAGAAGGAGCGAGCUGAAGGCCAGGCAAUUCAGCAAUUCCCCCAAUUUCCCAGGGGCUGGACACGAUUUGGCAACACUGACUGACCUGCCAAGACACGCGAGGUUCAUUGAGGAAACCAACGAGUUUUACAGACCCAGCAAUGACAUGGACGACGGCACAGAUGGCGCUGCUGGAGGCCCCACUGCCGAAGAAAUGGGCUUGUUGCCGAAAAUAAGAAGACAACACAUAACCUUGACGAAAUUCCUGGGCUCGGGGGCCUUUGGCGAAGUCUUUGAGGGACUGGCCAAGGGGUUACCUGGUCACUGUGACCCCGAAGGAACCAAAGUCGCUGUCAAGGCUUUAAGAAAGAAUGCUACUGCACAGGAAAGAUCUGAUUUCCUGUUUGAAGCCAGCAGGAUGUUGCAGUUCAAGCAUGAGCACAUUUUGAGACUGCUGGCUGUGUGUGUUGAAGGAGAACCCUGCUAUUUGCUGCUGGAGUUGAUGGAUGGAGGAGACCUUCUGAGUCACUUGAGGAGUAACAGACCAACAACUCAUGCACCAAGCAACCUUUCACUCUAUGACCUCAUGUCCAUGUGUGUGGACGUGGCCAAGGGUUGCAGGUACCUAGAGGAGCUCCAUUUCGUGCACAGGGAUUUGGCAGCUAGAAAUUGCCUUGUCAGCAAAUCCAGAACCCCGCACUGUCGACUAGUAUUAGACACUGUGGACACCACAAAUCAUGCCGAGUGCAGUUUGAAUGAUGAUGAAGAGGAUGACACUGUGACUACAGCGACAUCUACGGCACCCGCUGCUCCGUCGUCUACGCUUAAUUAUAUGAUAGAUGUCGCCAGCAUCGGAGACGAAGAAAACGACGACGAACAACACGAGACAUUGAAGGCGAAGUUUAUCGUCAAGAUUGGGGACUUUGGAUUGGCCAGGGAUGUUUACAAAAAUGAUUACUACAGGAAGGAAGGAGAAGGUUUAUUGCCCGUCAGG
Notodromas monacha is the source of this 1668-nucleotide messenger RNA. Lineage: Eukaryota; Metazoa; Arthropoda; Ostracoda; Podocopida; Cyprididae. The record is from the annotation of a GenBank genome assembly.